Messenger RNA from Rotaria socialis, 918 nucleotides. The record is from the annotation of a GenBank genome assembly. Lineage: Eukaryota; Metazoa; Rotifera; Eurotatoria; Philodinida; Philodinidae.
AUGUCACUGGCCUCGAUAUCGUUCAAUAAAUAUUCUAAAGUUGCCAUUGGAGCAGAAACUCGUGGAAAGACAGCACAAAAUCGUCUACGUCGUGUAGAUCAUUUUGUAAUAAUGUAUUGCCCCUAUUUGAUUAUGAGUGACGAACAUUUUUAUGUUGAUCUUGGUUUUGGUCACACUCCUAUCACUACAUUAGAGAGUGCAAAACGAUUUAGACAGUAUAAUGCUCGAUUACCAAUCCUUGGAAUCGAAAUUGAUAAUAAACGUGUACGAGAAGCACAACGAUUUGUUGAUGAACUUACUUUUUUUCGACAAGGAGGCUUUAAUCUACCCUUGAAAGUUAAUGCCGUCACUGGUCGCAGAGAAACUGUUAAUCUAAUACGUGCUUUCAACGUAUUGAGACAAUAUGAUUUGGAAUCCGAUUGUCGUGAUUCUCAUGCAUUCAUAUGUAAUUAUCUCAAUGUGAAUGGUAUUCUAAUUGAAGGUACAUCAGAUCCAUGGGGCCGUAUUUGGGUAGCGAAUAUUAUACGUAAACAAAUAGAUCACUCGUUAUUAAUUGAAGCAUUAGUAUUUAGUACAAACUUUCGUGAUGGAUUUAAUAUUGUAUCGUUUCAACAAGUUUUACCAAAGAAUUUUAUUCAUCGUAUGACUGGUUCAAAUGAAAUGAUUUACAAUUUUUUCGAACAUUGGAGAAUAAGUUAUGAACAAGUAGGAAACUCAAUGAAAAAUAUAUAUGGUAUUGGAGUUCGACAACAGUUUAUUGCGACAGCUAAACAUCUGGCUGAGGAAUAUGGUUAUCAUAUAAUGACGGAUAAAAAGUUUUUGAAGAAUGGAUUUUUGAUAUGGCUAUUGAAACCAGGUAGCAGAGGGGUUGAUAUCGAUCAAAUUACUUAUCGAACUCAAAGUUCCAGAAAGAAAUAA